CACAAUUUUACACGCUUCUAACACAACAGGUUGAUAACUCCCAAGUCAACGCCAGGUGGACAUUACAUGCUCUGCUUGCCUUUUCCGUGUCAUUUUGUUGUUGUUUCCCUCUAACAGCUUCCCUUCGUUUCCAUCAAUUACAAUUAAAUAAUAGGUGCAUUGAACUUCCUGUAGAAUAUAAUAUUGAUUUUGUUGUGGAAAGACAAUGCUACGUGUGUGUUCCUUUCUUCCGGCGUAUGAAUGUGAUAUUUAAAGAUUGUUUCCUUAUUCGAUCGCCAUUUCUCCAAAUUCAAAACCCCACCUGUUAAGCAACAGUAUAAUAUAUAAAUUCUUGCCUCCUCCUACUUCUUCUUUGCACGCAUAGCGCAACUAUGGAUCUCAGGGAGUCAAUCAACAACCAAACGGAUGUUUCUUUCAUGCUCGCUAAGCACAUUUUCUCCAAAGAGGUUAAAGGCGAUACCAACCUUGUGUUGUCUCCUCUCUCAAUUCAAAUUGUACUUGGCCUUAUUGCUGCCGGAUGUAAAGGACCAACGCAGGAUCAGCUGCUCUGUUUCCUCAAGUCCAAAUCGAUUGAUGAACUCAACUCUCUUUAUUCUCAUCUUGUCAAUAUCGUCUUUGUUGACGGCAGCUCCAGUGGAGGUCCUCGUUUGUCUGUUGCUAAUGGUGUUUGGAUCGACCAAACACUCCCUCUUAAGCCUUCUUUCAAGCAGGUUGUGGACAAUGUUUACAAGGCUGCUUUAGAGUCUGUUGAUUUUCAGAACAAGGUUAGUCCUUUUCUUUAACUAGUCUUACGGUAAACGGGAUGCGCGUGUACUCAUGUGUUGAAUAAAAACUUCUUAAAACUGACAUAAAUAUCAUUUAAAAAAUAUAUUUUGCGUGUAAGAUAUUAGGAUUCACAAUGUUAAAUCUCAGUUUGCAUUUUUGUUGUAGUAUGUUUGUACUUUAACGAAAUAUUUUCAAAGUUUUAAUUCCAGUCUUUUAUUAAUUAUAGGUAAAUAUUAACUCAUUAGUACUAUUUAACUUGAUAUUGUUGGAAUUGAAAAUAUGAAGGGUACGACAUCUUUAUUAAUGAAGGAUUUGGGAGAUUGGCAGAAUAAACGUGGUAAAGAUUUUGUGAUUUAGUUGUUAAUUUUGGG
Messenger RNA from Nicotiana tabacum (common tobacco), 1136 nucleotides. NCBI's taxonomy places the organism in Eukaryota, Viridiplantae, Streptophyta, Magnoliopsida, Solanales, Solanaceae. The record is from RefSeq and is a predicted model, not a curated record.